Messenger RNA from Fusarium vanettenii 77-13-4, 1648 nucleotides. RefSeq lists its product as uncharacterized. Bases 452 to 1648 code for a protein of 398 amino acids. NCBI's taxonomy places the organism in Eukaryota, Fungi, Ascomycota, Sordariomycetes, Hypocreales, Nectriaceae. The record is from RefSeq and is a predicted model, not a curated record. Gene Ontology annotation, cellular component: cellular bud neck; plasma membrane. The transcript is spliced from 2 exons.
CGCCCUUGUGCUGACACGGCCACCGCCUCUACGGCAUCUUUUUCGAUCCUUGUUUGGAUUUUACUCUCACUCUUUUUCGCUUAUACUCUCUUUUUCUCUUUAUCGACGCGAGCGUCGCUUUACCUUCUGUUUGAAUCACUCGACUGACACCCGUCCGCUGUGUCCCUUCAUUCCACGACAGCCCGAAAGGCACAUCCGCGUUGAAAAUCCGAAUCAUUCGUAUUCAGCUGCAGGAGCUCCAUUAAUAGAUUCAAUCGUUUCUCAGUCAACCGACAGACGCGCGUUGUGAACCAUCUACUCACUCAGCUCAUGCGACGGAGCAACACCACUCUCUUGGAAUACCCCUCGAACUUAUCUCGAUAGCUACCACACCUAUCUUGACGAGCUUGCCGAAACAUUCAUUAUUCGAUACUCACAUCAUCAUUUACUCGACUUCAUAAAAACCGCCACAAUGCCCUCUAUCGAUGAGGCCAUGGCCCGGAGUCUCCGGGCAAGCGACUGGGAGAUCGUCAAGGACAAGGUCAUUCGAAGCCUUGCCGCGGGUCUGGUGCGGCGACAAGAGGUUGGCAACGCUGCAGUCGCCGACGCCGCACAAAAAGUUGAUGAUUUUGCGACCGCCUUCUCAAGCUGGGACAACUGCAUGACCGUGCCCUGGUGCAACUGCUUCCAAUGCCUCCAGUGCUGCGGCAACUGCUGCGGCGCUUGCGAUCCUCCUGGCGGCCGCAAAAUCAAGCAUCUCGACGACCCUUACGCUCCCCAGAACCAGCACCACGGAUACCGAUCAGAGCCUCCUAUGAACCCCUCGACUAUGAACUCGACUGCGCCCCAGUUUGCGCCUGCACCCAAGUCCUCUCACUCCGAGCCACCCCAGUACGCCGAGUUCGAAAUGUCCAAGCCGCGAAACGAUGAUGCCCUCCCCGAAAUGCCCAGCUGGGACGAGGCCAGCAACAAGAAGGUCAUGGUUCAUGAGGAAGCUGUCGAGCUGGACUCGCUUGCCAAGAAGCCAGCUACAGGCCAGCAGGUGGGCGUCAUGAACAACGGGUCAGGCCGGUUGGACCCAUACAGCCAACCGACCAACAACUCAAACGGUUACUUGGCCCAUAACCAGGCCCAGGAUGCCUACUCGCCCAUUGAUCAUCAGGCAUACAAUUACAACUCGAUUGGUGGAAAUGGUUACUCAGACCAGGCAUUUGAAGCCCCCACUGGUAAUGAACGAUAUGGCCAGGGCCAAGGAUAUGGUCAGAUGCAAGGCUAUGGCCAGUCUUCAGUUCAGAAUGAUCACGCAAACUAUGGUGGAUAUCGAGGUGGUCCUUCGCCAGCUCCCCAGGGCUUCGGCGCGAGACAAGCUCCUCAGGACGACUUUAACGGAUAUCGCCAAUCUCCCGCUCCCCAAAACGACUACGCCUACGCCCAGCCUGCUCGUCAGUCCCCCGCUCCUCAGCAUGACUACGGUUACGGCCAGCAAUCUCAUACCCCAGCCCCCGAGACACACUAUGGCUCCCACCCUGUCCCCCAGCGACAGUACCCCCAGGAGCCCCAGUCCCCCAUCAACAACAACUCCGGAUUUGACUUCAACUCGGGCUUUGCACGACCACAGCGCUCACCUACAUAUGAGGCGUACCCAGGUGCCAAGCCAUACCAGUUUUAA